Messenger RNA from Trichomonas vaginalis G3, 261 nucleotides. RefSeq lists its product as uncharacterized. The transcript has a single exon. The record is from RefSeq and is a predicted model, not a curated record. Lineage: Eukaryota; Parabasalia; Trichomonadida; Trichomonadidae. Bases 1 to 261 code for a protein of 86 amino acids.
AUGACAAUAUUGUUUGUCGUUCGUGAGUCAACGUUUGAUGUUGGUUCAAUUGGAACAUUAACGGCACCAGCUAAGAUGGAUUUGCUUCUCAUUUCAUAUAGAAUAAAAACCUUUUAUAUGUAUGAAAUGAACAAUAUACUCGACAAGGGUUUGAAUGUAAAGCUAACGAAUGAAAAUAUUGUUGAAUUCACUGAGACAGGAGCUGUGUAUAAAGAUGUAGAACUACUGAACAAAAGAGCAAAGGAAGAAGCAGGAAUAUGA